AUGGAGGAUGGCGUGUCAGACACAGGGGUUCGGAUACUAUGCGGCAGCUUUGAGAAUUUGACAUCUGUCAAGUGGGAUUCCAGGUUUAAGGAACGCCAAAAAUUCAUCCGGAAAAACGAAAAUGAGCCAUAUAUUAAUACGCUAAAACGCGAGGAUGGAGAGGAAGGACGAGUGUCUCUUGCUCGAACUUUCAUGCAAGGCCCGGACACUAACAAUAUAUGCGUGCCGCAAGCUGACAAAGUCAGUCGAUUUUGCUCUGGAGCAUCAUUGGACAUCCUUCAGGACUCUAAGGCGCCUCAUCUCGUAGCCUUGCUAGACGAACGAAGCAUCAACGGAGGUACGAUCAGAUGCAGAGACACUCGUGGGCCGUGGACGGCAAGAGGUCUUUACGACAAAUUGCGAGCUCCUCGCUUUCCGGAGCAAGUAACACCUUGCGGGGCCUCCGCUAUUUCAACUCCUGACAAUGAGAAUGAAAGCCAGCUUGUACAACCAGAUGCAGAACGACGACUGAUCUAUCUGGUCGACCUGGAUCGCUGGUCUAUUUAUGCGCUCAUUGGGACAGUAUCAGAAAACCAAGCUCCUACUUUGCGGGCUGCUCUUUUCAGACAUCUGGCAUACGAGACCUUGAUUGCAGCAACAUUAUCACCAAAAGGAUUUCUUAGCUAUCAACUGGCUUUUCACCUGCCAUACUACGCGUUGAGGGAGUCAAGUCAUGCGAUCGAAGACCCUCGUAGGGAUAUGAACAAUAAUCCUCUUCGCCAUUAUCAAGAUGUUUCUUUCCUAGAUUGGAAUGAGCGUCGGAGCACCUGUGACAUUCUCUAUGAAGCUCAAGUUUCCUGCGUAGUUGCGGGUCGAAACGAAUGGAUCUGGGAUGCUUAUUGUUUCGUCGAUGCUUAUUUCGACCAAGGAGAAGGUAGGGACAGCAUAUCGAUUUAUAAAGAUGAAACUGAAGGCUACGAGGGUUUGUCUACAGAUCCUCUUACGAGAGGUGAAGAAGACGCAGACAAACCAAUUUGGGAUCCAAGAAUUUAUUUCCUAUUGCUCUUCAGGAUCCGUCUAGAGCAAGUCAAAACGGAGUGGCAAAAAGUGGUAGAGAAAGUGUGGCAGAGCGUUCGACACUAUGAACGGGCUCAGCACGAUCAAGUGUCGCAGGUCAGGAAAUACAGCUCCUCAAAAGACGCUGAUCAACAUAGUGAAAACGUGCGCAAAUCGCUAAAUUUCACGAGAAAAGCUAGACAGCUCUCGAAAAAGCUUCUAGACGGUUUAUCAAAAACCAUCGAUUCCUGCAAAAGGUUCAGUUCGAAGAAUGCCGUUACUUUUCAUGACCUUCGCAGAUCUGAGUCUGCGUAUCGCUCAAUAUCUGCAAUACAAGAAAUUUUCGAGGAAUUAGAGGCUCUGAAGAAGACGCUGGAGGGGCAGGCAGUGCGUUGUGAGGAUUUUACAAGAGAUCUCGAACUUCACCUAACUCAUGCAACAAUUGAUGUUGGCAAUAUCCAGAAGCAACUGGCCCAAGACAGCAAGACGCUGUCGGUGAUUAUGAUAUUGUUCAUGUCUCCCAUUAUGUUGACCGCAGGCCUGUUCUCGAUGGAUGAAUCUGUCCUGCCAUUCCCCCAGAACACCAGGACAUUUUUUCUCUCCACUAUAGUUUUGGGAGUCGUGGGACUGGUUUUUGCAAUCGCACCACCACAUAUCUUCAAAUUGAGGCAAGGCCACCACGGACAGCUUAAAGGCUUCUCAUUUCUGAAACGGCAAAGGACGUCCAUCUUUCGGCAAACCAGUCCCUCCGAUGACGCGUUGACUAGUUCGAAUUCAGAUGUCGAGGCACGGGCACUAGACACCACGAUGAGGAAUGCUAUAUCAAGGCAUAGUGUACCAUCAGUUUUUGCGCCACCGUCCAUUGUCGAUCAGCAUUCGGGGUAA
Exophiala aquamarina CBS 119918 is the source of this 1920-nucleotide messenger RNA. RefSeq lists its product as uncharacterized. The coding region runs from base 1 to 1920 and encodes 639 amino acids. NCBI's taxonomy places the organism in Eukaryota, Fungi, Ascomycota, Eurotiomycetes, Chaetothyriales, Herpotrichiellaceae. The transcript has 7 exons. The record is from RefSeq and is a predicted model, not a curated record.